Gamsiella multidivaricata is the source of this 2953-nucleotide messenger RNA. RefSeq lists its product as uncharacterized. The record is from RefSeq and is a predicted model, not a curated record. The coding region runs from base 161 to 2779 and encodes 872 amino acids. Gene Ontology annotation, molecular function: RNA binding. Lineage: Eukaryota; Fungi; Mortierellomycota; Mortierellomycetes; Mortierellales; Mortierellaceae. Gene Ontology annotation, cellular component: cytoplasmic stress granule. The transcript is spliced from 8 exons. Gene Ontology annotation, biological process: cytoplasmic stress granule assembly.
UCCAUUCUUUCAGCGACCUCCGUCUCGAUCGCCUUUCCAUUCCUCGUUUCUUUUCCUCGCUCUCGAUUUUCUGUCUCAUUCGCAUUCCUUCUCAGCCCAUUCCUCUCGCCUCCUCUCGCCUCCUCGUGCUCCUCCCUUCCUGCUUCUGAUCUCGUAGAGAAUGACAACUUAUACCGGCCGCCCAACCACCAAGGGUGGAAAGGCAGUGUUUAUUCAAAGUAGGGGCGGAAAGGCAAAGUGGGGUGCCCAAUCCCCUCCCACGACCACGCAGUCUGGCCACUCAUCCAGCAGCAGCCCCGCACCACCAUCCCCGAGCUCUGCGGCUAACAAGGAAAUUAUCCUCAGUGAAGCUGAUUUGAAAAACAUGCAUGACCGUAUGCUGUUCCUGCUGUCAAACAUGAUCGGCUUGAAAGUGGAAGUCGCUGUAAAGAACGGCUCGAAGUACCAAGGAUUCUUCCACACGGCUUUCACGGAAGGAGAUCUUGGAGUCGUUUUGCGACUAGCCAAGCCAGUUUCUGGCCAAGAUAAGAAGAAAGACGUGCCCCUGACCAAACAGAUCAUUAUCCUCGCCAAGGACUGCACAGCUAUCAACGUCGUAGGUGUCGACUUUCUUCCUCAGGAGAGGCCUGGCCCUGAACGUGGCGAGCGCGAAGGUUUUAAAACGGAUACGGACAUCAGUCGGUCUGGUGACAUCAGAGAGCGGGAUCUUAAAAAGUGGGCUCCCGAGGAGCACACAGCCUUUCUUGAUAUCGAAGGUGACCUUGGUGAUGGACAUCAUAAUGGAAGGGCUGGUUGGGAUCAGUUUGCCGCCAAUGAACGACUCUUUGGGGUCAAGACCGACUUCAACGAAGAGCUGUACACGACAAAACUGGACCGUUCAGGGGCAGAUUUCAAAGCGCGCGAGCAGCAGGCCAUUCAAAUCGCAAAUGAAAUCCAGCAGAGCGUCUCGAACAACGUCCAUUUGCGGGAAGAACGCGGCCUAACCGUAGAUGAUAGUGGUCUUGAUGAAGAGGAUCUCUAUGGCGCUGUCGUUCGUGAUCCCCUGCCUGCUUCUAACAAAUAUAUGCCCCCAGCGAUGCGGCGUCAGCAGGAACUCAGCCAGCAAAAACGACCAUCUACACCCUCACAGCAGACAGGCCGUCCACUACCCGCACCUGCUCAGUCGACGUCUUCAAUCCAUACGGCGGCUCAGGUCAGUAGAUCAGCACAGCAGUCGACCUCAUUGGCUCAACUGACCCAAUCCUCGCAACCGCAAAAGUCAUUUUCAACUGAUCAAAUGCCCUCUUCAUCGACCGCUGCCGUCGAAGCUGCCGUUCCUGUUGCGAAGCCUGCCGAGGGCGCUUCUGUCGGUCGAUCUAAUUCAACGAAGGGCGGUAACCCACAGUUCAAUCUGAACGACCUGCGCACGCACAACCCGGUUUCAACACUUUUGAAUGCGGCUACCAUCCAAGGAUCAAAAAACCAGCAGAUUCCUGAGCAUGCCGUAGAUUCGAAGCAGAUCGAGGACAAUCUUGCCAAGUUUGCAAUGACGGCGCGUACCUUCGCGACAAAUGAUAAGGCUUUGGUAAAUCAAACCAAAAUUGGACUCACGCAGCGCAGGACGGAGUUGCUGCAAAAGGAGAAAGACGGCCUGGCUGCAGAAUUAAAGCAGUUUGGCAAGGAGCUCACCAAAAAACUCAAUACGCCCGUACCAGAUGACGUUAAGGAGAUUUUUGGAAAGAAGAACGAGCAGUCUGCAACGGUUGAAAAGACCAAGGAGAGCUCUCCGGCAGAACUGUCGGAGAAGGAUAUGGACAGAAACAAGGACGAGGACAAGGGCAAAGAGGAAAAGGAGAAGGGGAAGGAAAAAUCCGAUACAGAGACCAAGGACGCCAAAGCAGAUUCUACAAAUGCACCUACGACUAGCACUGCGACAUCAUCCUCUGCAGGAAAGCCUGUCGAUGGGCGAACCAACUCAGGCGGCUCGUUCAAGUUUAAUGUCAAAGCCUCAGUGUUCAAGCCGAAUGUCAAUGCCGCACCCUUUACACCCUCCUUUGCUGUCGGAGAUAAGAAGGCCGGUCCAGGCGGUCCAGGCAUACCGGACAAGAAUAUGUUUUUUGGAAAAGUGGUAAAAAAAGGGGCUCUUCCUUUUCAGGAUUCCAUGUCGAGCCCCUUCAGGAAGGAUCAGACUACGCCAAACCCUGUCACUAUCACUCCAACGUGGCCAUAUGGGCAACGCCCCUUCCGUCACUUAUUUCAGGUGACGAACCGGUACGAAGAAGAUAUGAUGUUCAGUCAGGGCAUAGGACAGCACGGUGCAAAUACCGUCGGCAGCUAUUAUGCAAUGUCUGCUUACAACUACGGGCCGUCAGGCCAGUUCGGACCGCCGCCCAUGACCAUGGCUGGGCCCAAUCAUAUGGUGCCGUUCAUUGCCACCACCGGGCCAGUUCCCUUUUCACAGCCCACUCCACCUCCAGGAAUGCCUCACACCGGCACAGGGCCUGGCUUCCCUCAGAUGGCACUGACCUCAGCACCUCACUAUACAACACAGGGAUUCCCCCCCGGCCGGUCGGGCAUGAUUCCGCAUAUGGCCAUGUACGCAUACCCGCCAGCCGCUCAUGGCGGGCAUGUAAUGAUGCGGUAUCCACCACCAGAAAUGAUGUCCCCUAUGGGCCCCAACGGAAUGAUGAUGCACCCACGACCUUUAGGAAUGGAACCUCAAAUGAUGCAUUAUCCGCCGAGUGGACGGGAACAAGCCGUUAACGAAGAUGUUACGCCCGAUACCACUUCCACUAACUGAUCAAGCGCAGACGUCAAGAAAGAGAAGUCGUUGAACAUCGAAAAAAAAGACUUCAACAACCGCAGCCCUCGGAUAACUCACUGUUCAGUCGUAACACCGACGCAAGUUUUCCUCUAAACAGCUUCAAAUAAAAAGAUUGUUGGUUAACUAUCUUUGCCAGCGAAUAGAAUGUGG